Molecule: messenger RNA, 3087 nt
Organism: Stomoxys calcitrans (stable fly)
Lineage: Eukaryota; Metazoa; Arthropoda; Insecta; Diptera; Muscidae
Gene: Tsf2
Product: transferrin 2
Exons: 7
Coding region: 133-2640 (835 amino acids)
Biological process (GO): iron ion transport
Cellular component (GO): early endosome; plasma membrane; recycling endosome
Source: RefSeq, a predicted model, not a curated record
UUAUUGUUUUUUUCUUGUGUCUUGUUUAUUCAUCAUUAUUUAUUGGGCGUGCCUUAAAUAUUUAGUUUUUCGAUUUAAUUUUGUUUAUAAAAAUAUGUUUUAGUUUAGCAAUUUUUAGAACUUAACGUAAAUAUGUUUGAAAAAUUGACGUUUGUUGUUCUUGUGGGACUUUUAGGUUUCAUAAAAGCUCAAUACGAUUUCAGCGAACAGAAAGUUAACCAUGUCAUCUGGUGCACAAAAAGUCAAGCGGAACAAUACAAAUGUCAAAAUUUAACAGUUGCAAUUGAACGAGAUCGUGCCUUGUUUGAUGACGCUUUACUCAAUCUAACAUGUUUUAUGGCUUACAGCGCCGAUGAGUGUAUUCAUCAUAUUGAUCAUGAAAAUGCCCACAUAACCACAUUGGAUGCUGGAGAUGUUUUCACGGCCGGCCGUUACAAUUCCCUGAUACCGCUGAUGCAAGAAAAAUUCGAAGGUGGAUUUACAAACUAUCAUUCGGUGGCCGUUGUUAAGGCUGGCACUUUGCCAGAUGUAACAAGUUUAAGAGAACUGCGGAAAAAGCGAGCAUGUUUUCCCUGGGUAGGAAGUAUGGCUGGAUGGAUUGUCCCCAUUUAUACGCUACAACGAGAAGGUGGUAUGGAAGUUGUGGAUUGUAAUAAUCAGGUAAAAACCGCGGCGAACUACUUUAACGAUUCCUGUGCUGUUUACUCUUUGAGAGAUAAAUACAAUCCAAUUGGUGACAACUCAGAUAAAUUGUGCACGUUGUGCACUGGGAAAGUUCCAAUAGGACGCUGCUCUGCUUCAGAUCCCUACUUUGGAUACGAUGGAGCCUUCCGUUGUUUACUCGAGGCUGGCGAUAUUGCAUUUUUACGUGAUUCAACGGUUUUUGAAAUGUUACAGAGUCCUGAAUUUAAAACCUUGUCACCAGAACGAUUUCAAUUGCUAUGUCGCGAUGGACGCCGUGUACCUGUUUCUGAAUUCCGGCAAUGUAACUGGGGUCUUAUACCCUCCGAUGCAAUUGUCACUUCUUCAGCCCGCAAUGCUUUGGAACGAAAAAAAUAUCAGCAAUUUCUGAAGAAAAUUAUGGAGCUUUAUUCUGAUGGCUUGAAGGAAGAGCCUCAAAACCAAGGGUUGACAGGAAAUCGGGGCAUCAACUACAACAACGAUAAUAACAAUAAUUAUGGUCGCAACAAUCCCUACGAGCCCUACGACAACAACUAUAAUUACAAUUCGAAUUCCUACGACCCCUAUAACCGUAAUCGAAAUCCAAACAGUGGACGCAAUGAUCGUUUAGAUAGCAGUUUCUCUACUGAACGCACGGAAGUUUUUAAUGAAUCCGUAACAUAUGAAAAGUUCCGUAUUUUUGAAUCUAAGCGUUAUGGAAAAACGAACUUGUUGUUUCAAGAUGUAGCUAAAUCAUUGGCCGUUAUAAACGAAGAUGAUCAAUCAUUUAGUAAAUAUUUGCAUAGUUCUAUUGAUUAUAUAUACGGCCUACGCGAGUGUCCUGUGUCUGCUAUGACAUUAUGUGUAACAUCAGACCCGGAAAUGGAUAAAUGCAUUAAAAUGAGGACUGCUUUGAGGGCACAAAUUUUAAAGCCGGAGUUGAUCUGCAAGAAAAUGCAUUCCCACAUAAAUUGCAUGCAAUGGAUACAAUCGGGCAAAGCCGAUAUAGCAGUUUUUGAUGCCGGCGAUGUAUACACCGGAGGAUUAAAAUUUGAUUUGAUUCCUUUUAUGUCUGAAGUCUAUAAUCUUGGGGAACCCGAAUACUAUGUGGUAGCUGUGGCCAAAGAGGAAGAUCGUGAUACCGAAUUGACGUAUUUAAAGGGUAAAUAUACUUGUCAUACAGGUAUAAAUACUGCUGCUGGGUGGACCUACCCAAUGGCAUACAUGAUUUCCAAUGGUUGGAUUAGACCCUAUGGUUGCGAUUCGGUAAGAGCUGCAGCUGAAUACUUUACCAAAUCUUGUAUUCCCGGUGCCAUAAGUAAUGAAUAUAAUACUGGAGUUCCUUAUGACAGUAUGUGCGAUCUCUGUCAUGGGACCAGCUACCGAUAUUGCCGUCGAGAUGCUUCCGAAGACUAUUAUGGGCACACUGGAGCAUUCCGUUGCUUAGUAGAGGGUGGAGGUCAAGUGGCCUUCAUGAAACAUACAACAGUUAUGGAAAGUACAGGUGGAAAACGUAAAGAGUGGUGGGCACGAAACACCUUAAAUGACGAUUUUGAACUGCUAUGUACUGACGGCAAGCGUGCCGAACUACAAGACUAUAAGAGAUGUAAUUUGGGCAAAGUUAAAGCAAAUGCAAUAGUAACACGUGGUGGCAUGCAAUAUAAUGAAACGCAAAUUAAUGCCUACAUAAACCUUCUAACAUAUGCUCAGCAACUUUAUGGUCGUAAGAAUGUCGAUGCAUUUAGUUUUAGUAUGUUCACCUCCCCAAUCAAUUACUACGACCUUAUCUUCCAAGAUGCAACUCGUCAAUUGAAAAUUAUUCCCCCUAAUCAACGGCGCUAUGACAUUUAUUUAGGCAGCGAUUUUAUGAGAGCCAGACGUAUAACCGAUUGUAAUGCUGGUUCCAUGAAAAUCUCGGCGUCUCUUUCGAUAUUAUUGGUUUUGAUAAUACCGUUAUUAACAUUAAGAAUCUCUUUUUAAAUCGAAAUUUUUUAUCUUCUAGUUUGAAACGAAACAUUCCAAAACAGUUUUAAAGAUCUAUGACGAUAAGUUAAGCAUAUGCAUACAAAAUGCUGGGAAAAGCAUGUAUCAUAGUUGAAUAGCUUUAGGUACAAAGUCGUUCACUCUACACAGCACAAAAUAUUUUUUACCUUUUAUUGAAUAAGAGACAGUUUAAUACAAUUGACAUAUUUAAGAAAAUUAUUAGGAAUGAAGUUUCAAUAGCGAUACGUCUACCUUGUAUCAGUUCAUUGUAGGACUUAUUAACUACUAUAGAAUUGUCAAUUAUAAAAGUGCCUUUUAAAAAUAUUUUACACUAUUUACAAAUUCCGUCCCAUAGAUUAUGUUUUAUUGUUUUAGUAUAAUUGAUAAUCCGUCCAAUAAAUUGUAUUUUACAGCACAUUUGUAUAAUUGAUAUUUUUCAAAAUA